Molecule: messenger RNA, 2785 nt
Organism: Gordionus sp. m RMFG-2023
Lineage: Eukaryota; Metazoa; Nematomorpha; Gordioida; Chordodea; Parachordodidae
Product: NF-X1-type zinc finger protein NFXL1-like
Exons: 17
Coding region: 20-2785 (921 amino acids)
Biological process (GO): regulation of DNA-templated transcription
Cellular component (GO): nucleus
Molecular function (GO): zinc ion binding; DNA-binding transcription factor activity, RNA polymerase II-specific; RNA polymerase II transcription regulatory region sequence-specific DNA binding
Source: RefSeq, a predicted model, not a curated record
AUUUGACGCAUUCUAUAAAAUGAAACAGAAUAGUAAUAACGAUCUUAAUAAGCCGUGGCAAAUUAAAAAUAAAAUACCUAGAGAAGAAGAUGCUAACUCUACCGGCUCUAUGAAAUCAAUUGAUAAUAAUUCAAAUACUAAAUGUUUAUUUAAAUCUGAUACACUGCAGCGUUCUUUCUUUUAUGCGGGAAAUCAAAAUCUCAGCAAUAACAUUUCAAAUCACAUCAAUAAUAAUGUUCAAAGCAAUAAACUUAGUUUAGGACUUAAACCCUCAACCACAAAGAACUUUGUUAAUUAUUAUUCUGACAGUAAUGAUGAAGAUGAGGGAAAUAGUCAAAAUUGCAACUCAAAAAUUAUUUCAAACCUUUUCAAAUCUUAUGAUGAAAAAUUAGAAAACGCCAAAGUAUUACAAUUGGUAAAAGAGACGCUUGAUCAAUCCUCCGACAACACCUGCCUUAUUUGUAUCGGUACUAUCAAGAGAAAGCAUCCCAUUUGGAGUUGUUCCUCUUGUUAUGCUUUAUUUCAUUUGCAAUGUCUUCAAACGUGGAUCAACGACGGUGCUUACAAAACCGCCAUAAACCCUAUAAUCAGAUCAGAAUUCGAUUUGGAUAUCAAAUGGACCUGCCCAAAAUGUCGCCAGGACUACGAAAAAAAUCAAAUCCCCAAGGUUUACACUUGUUUUUGUGGAAAAGUCGAAAACCCUUCGUAUAAUCUUAGCAUUGAUAAUUGGGUUCUGCCUCAUUCGUGCGGCAACACAUGCGGUAAAACAUUAAAAUCUUGCGUCCACACUUGCCUCUUACUUUGCCAUCCCGGUCCUUGCCCGCCUUGUCCCAAAACUAUCAACCUUAGUUGCCACUGUGGCUCCUCGGCUCCCCACAUCAGACGAUGUGCAGCCUCUGCUUGGUCCUGCAGUCAAAAAUGUAGAAGAAAAUUGAAUUGUGGCCAUCACACGUGUGCGCUAAAUUGCCAUUCUGGUCCUUGCCCGACUUGUAAAAAAGAGAGUUUACAGACUUGCCUAUGCGGUCGGGGCUUGGAAAAGAGAUCGUGCCAAGACUCAUUAUGGCAAUGUGAAAAAAUAUGUGACAAACCUUUUUCCUGUGGUUAUCACGAAUGCGAGAAGGUAUGCCAUGCCGGCCCAUGUUCAAUAUAUUGUCCCAAGUCGGGAGAAAGAAGUUGUCCUUGCGGAAAAAUCAAACACAAAGGUAUACCCUGUUUUAAAGACGUUCCUUGUUGCGGUCAAACUUGUGAUAAACCUAUGCCUUGCCGUCUUCAUAAAUGCCCCGAAAGAUGUCAUAUUGGUACAUGCGGAUUAUGUACUUACUCGGUGUUAAAAACUUGUCGUUGUGGGUCAGCUAAAAGAACAUUACUUUGUCACAAAGAUUACAUCUGUGAUAACAAAUGCGAAAAAUAUAGGAAUUGUGGUGUACAUUUGUGUAAAAGAAAGUGUUGCAAUGGGAAUUGUAAUAAUUGCGAUCAGGUAUGUGGUGCAACUUUGAACUGCAGAAAACAUAAAUGUACUAGCCCAUGUCACAGAGGUAUGUGUUAUCCCUGUCCUUUGACCAUGAAAAUCUCAUGUGCUUGUGAAAAGACGGUUAAAAGCGUUCCAUGUGGUAAAGAUAAUCAUAUUAAACCUCCGGCCUGUAAAGAAAUUUGCAAGACUAAACCACGUUGUCACCAUGAUGUAUUAAAAGAGCAUUUGUGUCACUUUGGACCUUGUCCUCCAUGCGAAUUAACUUGCAACAAAGAAUUACUAUGCGGGCAUAAAUGUUUGCAAGCCUGUCACGAUUUUCAAUACGUUUUUAAUGAACCCACAACUGCUAAUAAAGAAGCAAACUAUCAGAUUACAACAAAAAAACGAAACGCUCCUUGGGAACCCAAAAUCGAGCUUAAAUUAACUCUUACGAAUUCUGAGUGCCCCCCUUGCAAGCAGCUUAUCGCGUUGAAAUGUUUAGGAAAUCAUAUGACCAAGAAUUUUGAAUGUAAUGAGGCAGAGCGUAUAGGCUUCGUAUUUUCUUGUGGCGUUGAGUGCGGUCGCAUUUUACAAUGUGGCAAUCAUACCUGCUCAAAAAUUUGUCAUUCUAACACUAAAGACUUAGACGAUCAGUGCGAGAUUUGCGAAAAUCCAUGUCAAAAAUCUAGACCGAUAUGUUGUAAUCACUCUUGCGAUAAACUCUGGUGUCACCCUGGCCCAUGUCCCGAAUGCUUUAAAAUGGUGAAAAUUGAUUGUCAUUGCAGUUUAAACAAAGUUUAUAUAGAGUGCUUAACUUUUAGAAACCUUAGAGAGACGAAAGGGAAUCUAGAGAGAAAGAAGGAUUGCGGGGAUAUGACUGACAAUUUCAUGGAUGACCCAUUAUCUUGUAAAAAUAGAUGUCCCAAGCUGUUAACUAAAUGCGGACAUAGAUGUACUCAAAUAUGUCACCCACCACCUUGUGCUGCAGACACUUUAGAUAAUGUUAUUAAUUCUCAAGACAAGCAUAAUAGUGUUAAAAAAAUAUGUACGGCAAAAGUUAAAGUUUAUUGCCCUUGCAAAAAAAUUAAAAAACUUUUAUCUUGUCAUCAAGUCAAUUACAAAGGCUAUAAUGUAUCAUGUGUACAAUCUUGCAGUGGGAUAAAUGAUGAAGCUCAAAAUAAUGAAAACAUCCAAGAGAGCUUUAACAAAUGCCAUGAUGAUAUCCUUAUUGAUAAUAAUAAAUUCAAAAGUAAUUGUACGAAUAAUUUUUUUGUUGUCUUUGGAUCCGCUAUAAUGCUUCUGAUAGCUGUGAUUAUUUAUCAUAAAAUGUUUUAG